Molecule: messenger RNA, 1181 nt
Organism: Pungitius pungitius (ninespine stickleback)
Lineage: Eukaryota; Metazoa; Chordata; Actinopteri; Perciformes; Gasterosteidae
Gene: crabp2a
Product: cellular retinoic acid binding protein 2, a
Exons: 4
Coding region: 268-696 (142 amino acids)
Biological process (GO): fatty acid transport
Cellular component (GO): cytosol; nucleus
Molecular function (GO): retinoic acid binding; fatty acid binding
Source: RefSeq, a predicted model, not a curated record
CUUCGCCCUCCCUGCCAUUCGCUUGUAUCGCAGCCACUUACAUCGCACCCGCUCAUAGGUGAGCGGAGGCGCGCUGACAGUCGGUCACUCAUCGCGAGAGGAACAGGGCAGAGGUAGAUUGGACCGCGCGUUGUCAAAAUCAUCCGUCUCGCCCACGAACCCAGACGAGACUCAUAAAGACAAGUUGUAGCUUUAUUGGAGCAGAGGACCGACCCCACUUGGACCUGACAGUUCACCUCCAUCCAUCUGCACUACCAUCGGCUUAACAUGGAGCGCCAAAUCCCUGAUUUCUCCGGCACCUGGGAGAUGAAGAGCUCUGAAAACUUCGAGGAACUUUUGAAAAAAUUGGCUGUGAACAAGAUGCUGCGUUUAAUUGCCGUGAAGGCCGCCUCCAAGCCUCUGGUGGAGAUCACGCAGGACGGAGAGACGCUGUCCAUCAAAACCUCCACCACAGUCCGCACCACCCACAUCACUUUCACCGUGGGGCAGGAGUUCAACGAGGCCACUGUGGACGGACGUCCCUGCACGAGUUUCCCACGCUGGGAAACCGACAGCAAGAUCACUUGUGAGCAGACGCUGCCGAAAGGAGAAGGGCCCAAGACGUCCUGGACCCGAGAGAUCACCAAUGACGGCAAACUGAUCCUGACCAUGGGAGCAGAUGAUGUCAUAUGCACCAGAGUCUACGAGCGACAAUGAAUGAGAGCACUUCUCCCUUUUCGUUCCCUCCGGCCACCAUCCUUUUCCUGCAUCACCACUUGCAUCUCUUCACACCCUCCCCCCCCCCCUUUUUUUGUUAUGGCAGCACUCUGAGGUUUGAUUCCAUCGUCUCUGUGGGCCUCACAGGUGUGGCAGCUGAAUGUCACUUGUCUCAGCUCCUGUCAGUGGUCCUUUUGAACAUGAAACCCGUGCGUUGGGUUCGAUGAGUGAGAGCUUCAUUGUGUGAGACUAUAUUUGUAGAUGUGUAAACCAAAUCUCUUUCACGUUGAGGUCAGUUUGGAUGUGCACCUCCUCUCUGCUCCUUUAGCCCACAACGCUAACCUUUUUUAUCUCAUUUAUAUUUAUUACUACACUAGAAGUCUGCUUCAGUACCGCUUACGUUUUUACUUUGUGUCUCUUUUAUAUGAAAUAUGACCAUAGGAAACACUUUCUGUGGGGAAAUAAUAAAGCAUGAUAUUAACUCA